UAGUGGACGAGGGUGUGUCUUUUAAGUGUUUGGACGGUAGACGGAGUGUGCAUAUAGGUUCACUCCAGGGCCUGAAACUCCCCAUAAUUAAAUUCGCGACGAUUGUACAUCCGCUAAGAAAUGUCCGCCAAAACUUAAAAACAACGUCAAUAGAGAAGUCAAUAUACAAGUACAGAUCUCCAGUCUCUGCGUUUCCAGAGCUCCCCCUCCGCCCCCCUUUAACCCCAACCCACACUGAUGGAGACAGAGCGGGAAGCUGACCUCCUGGAAGGAAGUUAUAGCCCAUGUAAGCAACGCUCCUGUUAGAAGAAGUAGACUUGGACCCAAAGAGACUAGUGCGAGAGGAACCUUUGGGAGAUGAAGGAAGAGAAGCCCAAUGAACAUUCCAACCUGAAGGAACCUUCUCAGGAGAAUGGGGUCAUCCAGAGCACCCAGGGCCUGUACAGCUCCACCUCCCCUCCGGCCUCAGACGACGAGCCUUUCUCCACAUACUUUGAGGAGAAGGUGCCCAUUCCAGAGGAUGUCACCCAGGUGUUCAGUUUCCGUAAACUCUGGGCCUUUACGGGACCUGGUUUCUUGAUGAGCAUCGCCUAUCUUGACCCAGGGAACAUCGAGUCCGACCUGCAGUCUGGAGCUAAAGCUGGCUUUAAGCUCCUGUGGGUGUUGUUGGGGGCCACCAUCAUCGGCCUCCUCCUGCAGAGACUGGCUGCGCGCCUGGGGGUUGUCACAGGGAUGCACCUCGCAGAGGUCUGCAACCGCCAGUACCCCACUGUUCCUCGUAUUAUCCUGUGGCUGAUGGUGGAGCUGGCCAUCAUCGGCUCAGACAUGCAGGAGGUCAUCGGCUGUGCCAUCGCCUUCAACCUCCUCUCUAUGGGCAGGAUUCCACUUUGGGGAGGUGUCCUCAUCACCAUCAUUGACACCUUUGUGUUCCUUUUUCUAGAUAAAUAUGGCUUGAGGAAACUUGAAGCCUUCUUUGGGUUUCUCAUCACCAUCAUGGCUGUAAGCUUUGGAUAUGAGUAUGUGAUGGUGCGUCCGGACCAGGGGGAGCUGCUGAAGGGGAUGUUUCUGCCGUACUGUGAGAACUGUGAUUCUUCCCAGAUGGAGCAGGCUGUGGGCAUCGUAGGAGCGGUCAUCAUGCCCCACAACAUCUACCUGCACUCUGCCCUCGUCAAGUCUCGGCAAAUAGAUCGUGGGAACAAGAAGGAGGUGAAGGAGGCCAACAAAUACUACUUCAUCGAGUCAACUAUUGCUCUCUUCAUCUCCUUCCUCAUCAACGUCUUUGUUGUAGCAGUGUUUGCUGAGGCCUUCUACGACAAAACCAACAUUGAGGUGAAUGCAAAAUGCAAUGCAUCAGGCAGUCCUCACACAGACCUCUUCCCUCUGGACAACAGCACGCUACAGGUGGACAUCUUCAAAGGGGGCGUGGUGCUGGGUUGUUUCUUUGGCCCUGCGGCCCUCUACAUCUGGGCCAUCGGGAUCCUGGCUGCCGGACAGAGCUCCACCAUGACAGGCACGUACUCUGGCCAGUUUGUCAUGGAGGGUUUCCUGAACCUGCGUUGGUCCCGUUUUGCCCGGGUGCUUCUCACCCGCUCCAUCGCAAUCUUCCCCACCCUGCUUGUGGCCAUCUUUCAGGACGUACAGCACCUAACGGGCAUGAACGACUUCCUCAACGUAUUGCAGAGCAUGCAGCUGCCGUUUGCUCUAAUCCCCAUCCUGACCUUCACCAGUCUGACAUCCAUCAUGGAUGACUUUGCUAAUGGACUGGUGUGGAAGAUUGGCGGAGGGGUGGUCAUCCUGGUGGUCUGUGCCAUAAACAUGUACUUUGUGGUGAUCUACGUGACCAGCCUGAACAGUGUGGCGCUCUACGUGCUGGUGGCCUUGCUCUGCAUAGCUUACCUAAGCUUUGUGUGCUACCUGACGUGGCAGUGUCUGAUAGCCCUCGGUGUGUCCUGUCUGGACGUGUCCUGUCUGGGCAACAGGAUGAGGCUGACGGCCCACACAGACGUUUACCUGUUGAAUGACAUGGACGGCAACACGAUGGUGGAGAGAUAAGGAGGCCAUGUUGGAGGGGUGGAUAUUAGCAGUGGUAAAGUCAGUAGCUAGACAGGGGUGACCUAACAUGGUGGAGGCAUGGGACCACAGGCUCAGCCAGUACAGUGCUCCUCCUCCUUUGCCUUAGUGCCAACGAGACCUUUGUAAGUGCCCUUCGUCAUCAUCUAUCCCUUACAAGAUGCCUUGAACCCCUCACUUGACAUUCCACUAACUAUGAUUGGCAUCUUAAAGUUAGUACCAAUGAGCUGUUGGUUUUUAUCAUGUUGAGCAUGCUUUUAAAAUUCUGCAAGUACGCCGGCCUUUUCUCAGGUCAGCAUUUCCAUAUGACUUUGAAACGCUGUUAUAAUUUUAGAUGGGAAAUACACAGUAUGUAUUACACAGUUUGUUUGUUUGUCCUCCAAUUAAUAAGCAUGUACAGUAGCAGUCAAAAGUUUGGACACCUACUCAUUCCAGGGUUUUUAUUUAUUUUGACUAUUUUCUAUAUUGUAGAAUAAUAGAGGACAUCAAAACUAUGAAAUAACACAUAUGGAAUUAUGCAGUAACCAAAAACAUAUCUAAAUUUGUUAUAUUUUAGAUUAUUCAAAGUAGCCACCCUUUGCCUUGAUGACAGCUUUGCACGCUCUUGGCAUUCUCUCAACCAGCUUCAUGAGGUAGUCACCUGGAAUGCAUUUCAAUUAACAGGUGUGCCUUGUUAAAAGUUCAUUAGUGAAAUUUCUUUCCUUCUUAAUGCGUUUGAGCCAAUCAGUUGUGUUGUGACACGGUAGGGGUGGUGUACAGCAGAUAGCCCCAUUUGGUAAAAGACCAAGUCCAUAUUAUGGCAAGAACAGCUCAAAUAAGCAAAAAAAAAACGACAGUCCAUCAUUACUUUAAGACAUGAAGGUCCGUCAAUCUGGAAAAUGUCAAGAACUUUGAAAGUUCCUUCAAGUGCAGUCGCAAAAACCAUCAAGCGCAAUGAUGAAACUGGCUCUCAUGAGGACCGUCACACAAAAGGAAGACGCAAAGUUACCUCUGCUGCAGAGGAUAAGUUCAUUUGAGUUACCAGCCUCAGAAAUUGCAUCCCAAAUAAAUGCUUCAGUGUUCAAGUAACACACAUCAACAUCAACUGUUCAGAGGAAACUGCGUGAAUCAGGCCUUUAUGGUCAAAUUGAUGCAAAGACACCACUACAAAAGGACACCAAUAAGAAGAAACUUGCUUGGACCAAGAAACACGCGCAAUGGCCAUUAGACCUGUGGAAAUCUGUCCUAUGGUCUGAUGAGUCCAAAUUUGUGUUGUUUUCUUUUCAACCGCCAUGUCUUUGUGAGACACAGAUUAGGUGAACGGAUUAUCUCUGCAUGUGUGGUUCCCACUGUGAAGCAUGGAGGAUGAGGUGUGAUGGUGUGAGGGCGCUUUGCUGGUGACACUAUCAGUGAUUUAUUUAGAAUUCAAGGCACACUUAACCAGCGAUACACCACCCCAUCUGGUUUGCGCGUAGUGGGACUAUCAUUUAUUUUUCAACAGGACAAUGACCCAACACACCUCCAGGCCGUGUAUGGGCUAUUUGACCAAGAAGGAGAGUGAUGGAGUGCUGCAUCAGGUGACCUGGCCUCCACAAUCACCUGACCUCAACCCAAUUGAGAUGGUUUGAGAAGAGUUGGACCAUAGAGUGAAGGAUAAGCAGCCAAAAAGUGCUCAGCAUAUGUGGGAACUCCUUCAAGACUGUUGAAAAAGCAUUCCAGGUGAAGCUGGUUGAGAGAAUGCCAAGAAUGUGCAAAGCUGUCAAGGCAAAGGGUGGCUACUUUGAUGAAUCUCAAAUAUAACAUAUUUUGAUUUAACACUUUUUUGGUUACUACAUGAUUCCAUGUGUUAUUUCAUAGUUUUGAUGUCUAAACUAUUAUUCUACAAUGUAGAAAAUAGUACAAAUGAAAUAAAAUUCAUAAAUGAAAUAAAAUAUAUAAAAAAAUAAGUAGGUGUCAACUUUAGACUGGUACUAUAUGUUGUAGAUAAAAAAAAUUAUGAGAACAAAUAACUUCACUUUGGUAAGAAUUGAGAAGAUGUAGAAUACUUAAAGGGCCAAGUUGCUACAUAAAUUGUUUUGCAUAUAAAUUAAUAUACACUGAGUGUACAAAACAUUAGGAACACCUGCUCUCUCCUUGUGGAGUCCAUGCCCCAACGAAUUGAUGCUGUUCUGAAGGAAAAGGGGGGUGCAACUCAAUAUUAGGAAGGUGUUCCUAAUGUUUUGUGCACUGUGUAUAUCUAUUGAUUCUUGAGGAAUAUUGUUUCUUAAAAAUGCCUCAUGAGUUUAAUUCAACUGCUAUACCCCAUCAGAACCAAAAAUAUAAGCUUGUUUUACUGCAAUGUCUGGAAACAUUGUAAAUGUAAACAAACUCUGUAUAUCUUCGACACGUGCUUAAAGCUAUCAUUUUGAUAUCUUGUAAGGUCAGGGCUUGCUUUCAUAGCUCUGUCUAUGAAUUAGCGUGGUUACAUUUCUCCAGGCCCAUACCUCAGCUUUUUACAAAACACAGGUGGGGUGAUGUCUUUUUAUUUAACUUCCUAACUUAAAUUGGUCAGGCACUUGGAAUAUAUUGGCCAACAUUUUUAUUUAUUUUCAAAAGAUAUGCAAUGCAUAUGCACCCACUGCCCUGCUUAAACUGGGACAGGGGUGCUCAAAAUAAAUAUACAUUUUAUCAAAUGCAAUUUCACACCCAAGGCACAAAUAGAUAUAUUGGGUGUACUCAUUGAAAAUCUGUAUAAUUUGACCCUUUUACUAAUUUCCUGCUAUUGUGGUCAAAGCACCUCAGUAAAACUGUUGCUUUGGCUUUAAAUUGAAAGGCAACAAAGCCCACGUCAUGCCCAAAUGAUCCCAUUACCUGAGGAUUAGUUAAGGGAAAGGACGAUGUGAUACUAACCUUUGUGUAAGCCAUUGUUGUUGUUGGUACAGAACUCUACCCAUUGAAAUUCCGUUAAAGUGUAAGUUGUCUCCAAAGCCCAUAACAAAUGAAAGAUGUAGGCCUUUUCUGCUGCUUGGCGCUGUCUGAAGUCAGGUGUCACUGCUAAAUACAGUUCCUGAUGACAAUAUGAAUCAUCAAACAUGACACAAUAGUGAUCGAUGUUGUUUCCAUCUACUGACAUUGAGUGUAGAUCAUAUAUAUAAGGUCUCUGCAUGGCCACCACUUUAGUCAAGUUAUUACUCUGGAUUGUUUUGUCAUUCUAACAGGAAUCAUCCACUAAGGUAUAUAGUUCAACUGAUUUUAUGUACUGUAGAAAGCCAGGUCAGUACUCGUAAUUUGUCAAUUGUAACAAUCAAGUAGAUAUUGACUAGUGUAUUUUUGUAUAUAUUUUUCUAAGGAAAACCAAAGUAACAGUUUGGAUGUUACAAGUUGUUGAUACCAUACAUUUUGUAUGAAUAAAAGUACAAAUUAUGCUCAAAAAAUAUUUAUUUCUGGUCACUUUUCAAAAAUAUUUAUUUUUCAAAAGUACAAACUCAUGAACAGUGAGGCUGGACAGAGUGACCACCUGAGCUCGAUAAUUUUUUUUGCCAAUACUUCUCGUUAGACUAGUUAGUGUGUGGAUAGUUAGUUGAAAGUACAACCUACUUCUGUACCUGUUCAUGUAGAAUAAAACCAUUUUAAAAAACA
Molecule: messenger RNA, 5667 nt
Organism: Oncorhynchus nerka (sockeye salmon)
Lineage: Eukaryota; Metazoa; Chordata; Actinopteri; Salmoniformes; Salmonidae
Product: natural resistance-associated macrophage protein 2-like
Exons: 18
Coding region: 358-2052 (564 amino acids)
Biological process (GO): metal ion transport
Cellular component (GO): plasma membrane
Molecular function (GO): cadmium ion transmembrane transporter activity; iron ion transmembrane transporter activity; manganese ion transmembrane transporter activity
Source: RefSeq, a predicted model, not a curated record